GGUCCCUCCCUCUCUCACGGUCUCCAGCACCAGUUCACCUCCUCUCUCAGCUCCCCAGCUAGCCAGGAAAAGACGCUGAUCCGGACGUUGGGUCUUUUCUCUGGUCCUGUUUGAGUGUGUCGGACCCCCACCCCCACAGUUCCACCCACUGCUCACCAACACAAACACACCACCAGUCCUCAUUUAUUGGAUCUGCUCUUUGUUCUUUCCCUCCCCAGUUUUUAUUUCAGGAGAGAGGACUUUAUUUCCUACCUUUAACGGAUUGAAUCUGUACUGAUUCUGGAUCUGGUUCGUUUCUCUUUCCUCGGGGCUGCCGCUGCAGGACCAAAGCUGAUGCUUCUACAAAUGUAAUUAUAGUCUAGAAACUGGUUUAAACGCCGGAACAAAGGGACGUUGGUUUUUUCCCCCCUCGCCCGGUCUGUCAAUCAAUUUUCACCACUGCAGUUGUCAAGUUGGAGCCCUGCUGAGAAAUGGACAAACCCCUCUAAAUUGAAAACGCUGCCCUUCCUCGCCAACACAACCACAGGACGUGAUUAGGACGAGGAUCCCCCGAGUGGAGUGACAACAACAUGUUUGCUUUCCUGUUUCCGUGGUAACACAAGAGGAGCAUGCACGUCCAGGUCAGGAGUUAACUUCAGCGCUCGUCUCCUUCGCCUGCUUCCUGUGAGAGCUACACUACAGACAGUUGUUGUGAACUGAUUUCCCAGUGUGACGUUUUUAUCAGUUUACUCAGAAAACUCAGUAAACUACAACAACAACAACAACACUGCUGUGAAGAGGACUGACAUGGCCAACAACACUGCGGACCACCCUCCGGGGAAUUCGGUUGCAGAGGGCAACCAUGAUGGGGACUUUGGGGUGAGCCUAAUGGAACUGAGGAGCCUAAUGGAGCUGCGGAGCGCUGAGGCUGUUAGCAAGAUACAGGAUACGUAUGGAGAUGUGCAGGGCAUCUGCCGUCGCCUGAAAACAUCACCUAUAGAGGGACUUUCUGGUAACCCUGUUGAUUUGGAGAAACGUCACACAGCGUUUGGCCAGAACUUCAUUCCCCCCAAGAAGGCCAAGACGUUCCUGCAACUGGUGUGGGAGGCUUUGCAGGACGUAACCCUUAUAAUCCUGGAAAUUGCUGCCAUCAUCUCGCUCGGCCUGUCCUUUUACCCUGCACCAGAGGGCGACAGUGAGGCAUGUGGCCAGGCUGUAGGCGGAGCCGAGGACGAGGGCGAGGCCCAGGCUGGCUGGAUAGAGGGCGCUGCCAUCCUGUUCUCAGUCAUUAUUGUGGUCCUUGUGACUGCCUUCAAUGACUGGUCCAAAGAGAAGCAGUUCCGUGGGCUGCAGAGUCGCAUUGAGCAGGAACAAAAGUUCACUGUCAUCCGUAAAGGCCAGGUUAUCCAGAUCCCUGUGGCUGAGAUCGUGGUGGGAGACAUCGCUCAGAUCAAAUAUGGAGACCUGCUGCCUGCUGAUGGGAUCCUCAUCCAAGGUAACGACCUGAAGAUAGACGAGAGUUCUCUGACUGGAGAGUCUGAUCAAGUCCGCAAGUCUCUGGAGAAGGACCCCAUGCUGCUGUCUGGGACUCAUGUAAUGGAGGGAUCUGGGAGGAUGGUGGUGUCAGCUGUGGGCCUCAACUCUCAAACCGGCAUCAUCUUUACUUUGCUGGGCGCAAGCGAGAACGAUGAAGAGAAGAAGGUCAAGAAAAGUAAGACACUGCACAAAGCCUGUAAAAAACAAGGACCCCCCGAAAAUCGCAACAAAGCCAAAACCCAGGAUGGCAUUGCCUUGGAGAUCCAGCCACUGAAGAGUGAGGAGGCUGCCGAGUCAGAGGAGAGGGCAGAGGAGGCCAAACCAGUAAAGAAGGUCAAUGUGACCAAGAAGGAGAAAUCUGUGCUGCAAGGCAAACUGACAAGACUGGCUGUACAGAUUGGGAAGGCUGGUCUGAUUAUGUCAGCUGUGACAGUCAUCAUCCUCAUUCUCUACUUUGUGAUCGACACCUUUGGGGUCCAGGGCCGGUCCUGGGUUGCCGAGUGCACCCCGAUCUACAUCCAGUACUUUGUCAAGUUCUUCAUCAUUGGUGUAACUGUGCUGGUAGUGGCCGUUCCGGAAGGGCUGCCACUCGCUGUCACCAUCUCUCUGGCCUACUCUGUCAAGAAAAUGAUGAAGGACAAUAACCUAGUGCGUCAUCUGGAUGCCUGUGAGACAAUGGGCAAUGCCACAGCCAUCUGCUCGGACAAGACAGGCACACUGACCAUGAACCGCAUGACAGUGGUACAGGCGUACAUCGGCGACACACACUACAAAACUGUCCCUGAACCCGACGCUAUCAAACCAGAGACUCUGGAAGUUAUGAUCAACAGCAUCUCCAUCAACUCAGCAUACACUACCAAGAUCUUGCCUCCGGAAAAAGAAGGCGGCCUCCCCCGCCAUGUGGGCAACAAGACGGAGUGUGCUUUGCUGGGACUGGUGCUGGACCUGGAAAGGGACUACCAGCCAAUCAGAGACGAGGUCCCUGAAGAGAAACUCUACAAGGUUUACACAUUCAACUCCUCACGCAAGUCCAUGAGCACGGUGCUGAAGAACGCUGAUGGAGGCUUCCGCAUGUAUAGCAAGGGAGCGUCAGAGAUCGUUCUGAGAAAAUGCUCUCGUAUCUUGGACGCCCAAGGUCAGCCUCGUGUCUUCAAGCCAAAGGAUCGUGAUGAGAUGGUGCAUAAGGUGAUUGAGCCGAUGGCCUGUGACGGGCUGAGGACCAUCUGCGUGGCUUUCAGGGACUUUCCGGCAGAAGCUGGAGAGCCAGACUGGGACAGCGAGAACGACAUUCUGAACGAACUCACCUGCAUCGCUGUGGUUGGCAUUGAGGACCCUGUGAGACCUGAGGUACCUGAGGCUAUCUCUAAAUGCCAGCGUGCAGGUAUCACUGUACGUAUGGUUACCGGAGACAACAUCAACACUGCCCGCGCCAUUGCAACAAAGUGCGGUAUCAUACUGCCCGGGGAGGACUUCCUGUGUCUGGAGGGCAAGGAGUUCAACCAGCAGAUCAGAAACGACAAGGGAGAGGUGGAACAAGAGCGUCUGGACAAAGUCUGGCCUAAAUUGCGUGUUCUGGCCCGUUCCUCACCGACAGACAAACACACGCUUGUCAAAGGGAUCAUUGACAGCACGGUGGGUGAAACCCGACAAGUGGUGGCAGUGACAGGUGAUGGUACUAAUGAUGGCCCCGCCCUCAAGAAAGCUGAUGUCGGCUUUGCCAUGGGAAUCGCUGGCACUGAUGUGGCAAAGGAGGCAUCUGACAUCAUCCUGACUGACGACAACUUCACCAGCAUUGUCAAGGCCGUCAUGUGGGGAAGAAACGUCUACGACAGCAUCUCCAAGUUCCUGCAGUUCCAGCUGACCGUCAACGUAGUGGCCGUAAUCGUGGCAUUCACCGGCGCCUGCAUCACACAGGACUCUCCUCUGAAGGCCGUCCAGAUGCUUUGGGUCAACCUCAUCAUGGACACACUGGCAUCUCUUGCUCUGGCCACCGAGCCGCCCACCGAGGCUUUGCUGUUGCGCAAACCAUAUGGCCGCGACAAGCCUCUCAUCUCCAGGACCAUGAUGAAAAACAUCCUGGGCCAUGCCGUUUACCAGCUCAUCAUCAUCUUCACCCUGCUCUUUGCUGGUGAGAAGUUUUUCAAUAUUGACAGCGGCCGCAACGCUCCCCUGCACUCGCCGCCAUCAGAGCACUACACCAUCGUAUUCAACGUGUUCGUCAUGAUGCAGCUCUUCAACGAAGUCAACGCCAGGAAGAUCCAUGGAGAGAGGAACGUGUUCGAGGGCAUCUACAGGAACCCCAUCUUCUGCAGCGUGGUACUGGGUACCUUCGCCCUGCAGAUCAUCAUUGUUCAGUUUGGAGGGAAGCCGUUCUCCUGCACGGCUCUGACCAUCGACCAGUGGCUGUGGUGUGUGUUCAUUGGUGUGGGAGAGCUGCUGUGGGGACAGCUGAUCACAUCCAUCCCCACCCACCACCUGAAGUUCCUGAAGGAAGCAGGCCACGGCAUCACAAAGGAGGAGAUCCACGAGGAGGAGCUGACGGAGGGGGCUGAUGAAAUUGACCAUGCUGAGAUGGAGCUGAGGAGAGGCCAGAUCCUCUGGUUCAGAGGCCUGAACCGCAUCCAGACACAGAUGGAUGUGGUCUAUACCUUCCAGACGGGCCAGGCGCCGGUGCCCGGUGCCCUGCGCCGCCAGCCCUCCGUCGUCAGCCAACACAAUGAUAUUAAGGUGGUGAAUGCGUUCCGUAGCUCCCUGUAUGAGGGGCUGGAGAGCCCAGAGUCCCGUAGCUCCAUCCACAGCUUCAUGGCCCAUCCCGAGUUUGUCCCCCUGUCAGAGGAGGAGGCUCGCAUCCCCCCCAUAGAGGAGACAGGAGACGAGAUUGACCCCCUCCCCAGUGUCUCCUCUGGGGCAGGAGGAGGAGGAGGAGAGCCACCCAGCGCCCUCCUCCACAGCCACGAAUCAUCCAUCUGAGCUCCUCCUCCCUCCUCCUCCUCCUCUCUCCUCUUUAUCAGCAUCAUCUGUCAUCCCACCAACUGAACUGUCACGCUGAGGAGGGAAGUCAUCACUCUGCUCAUCCCCUCAUUCUGCACACACAUGCUUCACAUCGCCCCCCCCCUCCCCCCUUAGUCAUUCCUGCCACAUUGUGUUUUUCAUACUGACUGUGGUGUCGUUCUGCCUGUAAGUUUGUUCCUCCACCACCACUCACAUUUAUGAAAAGAGGGUGGAGUCCAGAGUCUCCUCUGUGGAAGGCCUGUCCUUGUCUAUUCAUGUAUAUUUUUUACUUGAUGAUCCUUCGGAAAAAGCUAUGUUGGGUUUGAUCUUUGCGGGACUUGCAGCAGCAUGUUGUGUUCUGUACUCGCUUCAUUCCUGCGUAACGCUCUCAAACAGCACCGAACUUUUCAAAGAGUGCAGUGAUUCUCAUGUACAUACGCUUUGCUCCUCUACACAGCUAAUAGCCGGGUUUGUUGUUCAGAAGAUUUUUAGGCAAAUGCAAAAAUGUAACCAUUUUUCUUUUAUUUUUAAACCUUCUAAAGAUUGUUAACUGAUCGUUGAUUCAAACUCCUCAGAAUGUCUUGUGAGUGUGACACUACAGUCUUCAAGGUUCAGCUGUUAAAAAAAAAAAAAAGUUCUUCCCUUUAUUGUGUCUGUAUGUGUUUCUUUAGCUGCUGUGUUGCAUGUGGAAGGACAGAAUGUAUACUACCCAAAAAUAUCUAACGUGGCAGCAUCCAGAGAGGACUCACUCUCUGCCCACUGGGGGUUGGUCCUGAACUCAUCCAGUCAGGGUUCUGGUUCUCUUUGCCCCUCCCCCAGUACGUCCAUGGUGUCAAUAGGAAACAGGAGUAUGGUUCAAGCUUCCCCCUCCAGUAGGAUGCAUGUUAUGUUUCAUUGGUGUUGAGUCGCAUGAUAUCUUUGGGAUUCUGUUUAGGCAAUCGUGUGUGUUUGUCUGCAGCAGCAUUUGUUCAAGGCUCUGUUAACUUCCUGUCUGUAGGACUGAACAUUCUGUUACCACACCAGGGCAAAAACAGUGUUGUCAAUACUCAGCUCACAAAGAGGGAACCUCAGCAGGGAAGUUAAAGCCCCAAAAGAAACUCCUGUACUACAGUAAAUGUCUGCAUAUGUGGACAUGUUCCACACAGGAUGCAGUUGUGGGCGAGUACAAGCUGCGUUCGCGGUUCCGUGCGAACACGACCCAUUCAAACAUACUCAUGCAGCAUUGUAAGGGACUGGAUCCAUCUCAGCUCACGCAGACACUCCCCAGUCAGCCAGUGGUGCCUUUCGUGCUGUUGUCACAGCAGAGGUAGCACUGAUAUAAUGAGGCCACAACAUACUCUGAAUGCCUUGACUGUCAACAACAAGAAAUGGUGCAUGCAGCCUUAGCUGAAACUUACUUUUCAGUUAACUUACAGUUUCACUCACUGGCCACAUGGUCGCUCUCUGGUCCUCCUCUUGGUUUAACAACUGUACUGAGCUCGCUGUUGGUUUCAGUCCUGCUAAGUUAAUAAACAGACAAACUAAACCAGAAUGCUCCAGCGUCCAUCAUGGUAUCAAACACUCACUUUCUUCCAUUCUUAUCUCCUUCCUGCUCCUUCUCCUGUCUCUGUCUCUCUAGCAUCUCGCCCCUCACAGGCUCUCAUUUGCUAAGAUCCGCCCUUUUUAAGUGUGGCAACCAAUUAAUAAUGGCAAGUGACCAUGACACUGUGAGGUGACCCCCCCCCCCCCCCCCCACUAGCCACCGCCCCACUGUGCUGGCCUCACAGAUGACCAUGCUUAUGUCACUUGGGCUUUGCUUUGCUUUGCAAGACGGUGUGAGUCAGAAUCAAGCAAACAUUUAGCUCCCAUCUUUCAGGUUUGGACUGAGCACUGCUGUCACACGUUGAGAACUAUUCAUCCCUUUGUCAUUUCAAAAUAAAUAGUACUUGAGUUAUUACUUAUUAAUCCAUCUAUUUUCCGCUGCUCACCUCUAUCUUUGUCGCAGUGGACCGGACUAGUUAAGACAGCCCCAGCCCCAGGCUUUCAUUGCCCUCUCUGCAGACAAAUCCUGAAGCUCUUCCUAGGGGAUCCCAAGCACUUCUCAGACCAGAUAGGUUUAAUUCCUGCAGUGUGUUCUUGGGGUGCCAAGGGCUUCCUGCUGGUUGGACAUGUCCCGUGUAUGUCUGCAGAGGCAUCCUGAUGAUAUGGUCAGCUGGCUCCUUUCAGCAUGGAAGAGAGGUGCUUCUGCUCAGAGCCCCUCACCUUUGCCUUUACCACAUUUCACCUUUUGAGUUGACUUCAUAUGUAAUCCCCCCACCUGCCUCUAAAAUUUGCUCUGUGUUCAUUCUGAGCACACGUUAAAAGGGGAAUGACUACAGUAUUGAUGAGUCUGUUUGGGUCAUAGUCCAAGAGGUUCAGUCUGACAGACAGGAAGUUAAUGGAUCUCUGAGCAUGGUCUGGACAGUCUGUCUGUGUUUAAGACAAAUCUUAGUACCAGUUCUGAUGUUUUCAUUCCCUCGUUUGUCAGAUUUUAUGAACAGAAACUGAAUCAGCUGUUCUUAUUGAAGUAAUGUGCUACUACUGCCAUAUUUCCAACUUUUUGUCACCACUAGGUUCUUCCUCUCCCCACUGAUGAGCUUUUUCUAUGUAACUCAGAGCCAUAUUUUAUAGGUUGUCUGUAUUGUUUUUUAUCUCAUUGUUAUCGAGGUUUCCUUUGGACUUUCUCCCUCCCACCACCCCUCCUCCCAUGGCCCUUUACUCCCAACAUGACCAAAAAAGCAAGGAGAAAAUCUUCAGUCGUCACUGCCGAACCAAGUUUAAAGGACCUCUACAAUGUUUACAUGAAAAGCAAGUGGGUGGCAGUUCGCCUUCACUUCUCUCAUCCGACCACUUCCCUUUCAUUCCCUUGCUUUCCUGAAUCUUAGAGUUACUAUUUAACUAAAUGGGGAAUCUUUCUUGCAUGGUUUUCAUAUAAAAGUCAAUGUUUUGCUCAUUUUUUACAAUUCUUCUGUAUUUUUAUAUUAAGUACUUUUUAAUAUUUUGGAGAUAUAUGAAUAUAUAUGUAUAGGCUGAAGAGUUUGGUGACAGUACAGUACAUGAAUGAGAUAAAUCUAACGUGGACUGUGUCUUUUUACAGCUCUCUAAAUAUUUAUGCCACGUGUGUCGUCUUGGUCACCUGAUGUUAGGGCUCAGAAACCUGCAGUGACUUGUUUACUUCCUGUUGGCUGUUCAAUUGGAAUCUCAACAAGCUAGUCUCAUCAGCCCCCUUUUACAUGAGUAUAUUCACUUUAUCUAAGAUGUUGUGAUACACUACAUGCUGUGUGAUUUUGAAGUUAUUCAAUUAGAGUUCAGCAAAUGCAACGUGAAUACAGCUAAACUAUCUUAACAUUAAAUGGGAGUGUAUAAUUGUUUAUCCAACCUCUGGGUUUCUUUGUUUCAGUACUUAGAAGCUACUACAACUGAUUUCUUUGAAUGAGUGGAUAGAUACUGUUUUACAAGUGACUGGUGUCGGAGCUGACGACUUCAGGGGGGGAUAAAAGCUGUGUCCCGCUUCAGGCUCCACCUCCUUUGAAAGGGUGAGUCUGCCCCUCGUCCAAAAUGAGCUCAGAACCCCACAGACAGACCAAAACUGACAAAGUAACCUGAGGACCAAAGUAGAGCUGGCCCAAAUCAUAAAACAAACCAAUGAGUUGCUUUGAGCCCCACAGCCUAGAGAUUUUUGAAGGAAACCAAUGAAGAAAAUGUGCCAGAACUCAGUGUGCAUGAAGUCCCGAAAGGGACUGGAGGACAGUUAGGCACAGACCCAGCUCAUCUCGGGUCUAUUCUUGCUUGUUAGAAACCGCCUGAACAGUGUGAACUCUCUUUAAGUUCCUCUAUUUGUCACAAUUUCAGUUUUAAUGAUUAUUUACUGUGACCAGGAGCUGCAAUAACUUAACUGAGCUUUGGGAGUUCUGUAACAAAAUCCUCAAGUGCUUGUUGAAACUUAAAUUUUGGUAUUUGCACAGCCCAUAAUUGAUCAUAUAAAAUUUGUCUUUCACUGAUUUGAUUAUUAUAAAUUAUGGUUAACUGUUGCUUUACAUGUUUGCAUCCUGGGUGUUGAGGGGGCCUAAGUGGGCUAUCUAAUCAUGACUCAGGAUCUAAAAAGCCUUGGGCUGGCCCUGGACUACAAGUUAUGUUUCAGUCCAGGAACAAAGAAGGAAAUGAUGCCAUAUCUUUCAGGUUCAUUUCUUGUUUUUAAUUUUUAAAAAUGUCAUCAGUUUAAGGAGGCGGAGCCUUUGACCGGACACAGUCGCAGCUGUAGAUGUCAUCACCAUUUUAUACAACUACCAACUUCAGAAACACAUCGCAGGAAGAGAGCAGGACUGUUAAAGCCCCCAUGACAUGACUUCCUCUUCCUGCCUUCAGUCUAUAAAUGAGACACCUUCCAAACGAUGAUGUGUUUCCUCUUUUUUUUGUUGUUGUUGUUGUUGUGCAACUGCUGAAUCUGGCAGAACACCUGUACUCCUACAGUCAGUACAAUGUAAAUAUUGUCAUAUAAGUGAAUGAAGUGUACCUGCUAUCCGUGUCAGUGACAGGAAAUGGGAGAGCGGGCAAUCAGCCAAUCAUCACCCAGCAAAGCUUUAAGAAUGUUCUGCUAAAGUCGUUUUCUUGUUUCUUCUUCUGCAAAAAUUUGUUUAGAAGGUUUGGAAAGUAACAUGACUCCCACCUCUCCCACUCCACCGGAUAAGAUUGUCCCUCUGUGCUUGCCAUGGCCUUGGUGUAGCUGUGGCGCUUGUCUGUUGGACUGGUUCCCUCAUAUCUCAUGCCAGGUGCACAGUACAGCUCCGCUAUCAGAAACGCUCCAAAGCUGUUUGUGCUUCUGGUUUUAGCUGCGUCACAAAACAGUCCAGACGAGACUCUGCAGCCGGACUGAAAAUCUCCACCUGGUUUCAGUGUUCUGAAGGUUCUCUUUUUGGAGCUGAAAAGAUCUCAGCUUGCCGCAGUUUUCCAGUAGGACUUGUGUAUGGAAAAGGAACUCACUUCUUAUCCAGUCAUUGUUGCAUUUUGACUGCAUUGCUUCCUCUUUAGAGCACUGCCUUUCUUAGAACAGCUUUCUGUUGUGGAAUAUCAAGGAAUUCUUUGGAGAACUUUCACAUACACUUCAAAAUUCAAAAAAAAAAAAAAAAUGGUUCAAAUGAACUGGAAUAUCGCAGUUGGAAAAGUCAUAACCACUUAACAUAUGUAUCUAUAUAUUUAUAUAUCAUCUCUAUAUAUUUAUAUCUAGUAUAUAUGUGUGUUCAUAUAUGUUAGAUAUAAAUACAUAGAUAAAUAUGGUUUCUCAGUUGAACUUCAUCGCAAAAAAGACUGAAAAAGAUUUGUUUUCUGUAAUUACUAUGAUACACAGUAAUAGGCAUUGGUGUUAUUUUUGUAUAAACAUAAUAUCAUCUAUGUGGCAUGCAUGACAUAUAUACAAAAUUUGGUGGUUUAAAGCAAUAUGUCCAACCUGGUGCGAUUGGUUCCGUCGUGUUCUGUGUAGCCUAAAGCCACUCUGAAAAAACAAAAAAACAAAGAAAAAAAGAGAAUCUGCAUUUGGAUAAAACUAACUGUUCAGUAUAUGUGUUCAAUGUUCUGUGUUCUGCAUGUUUUAGUAUGGAAUGAAACAUCCCAAAUGUUAA
Scatophagus argus is the source of this 10139-nucleotide messenger RNA. Its product is annotated as plasma membrane calcium-transporting ATPase 1-like. The transcript has 22 exons. Bases 787 to 4485 code for a protein of 1232 amino acids. Gene Ontology annotation, molecular function: ATP hydrolysis activity; P-type calcium transporter activity; ATP binding. The record is from RefSeq and is a predicted model, not a curated record. Gene Ontology annotation, biological process: calcium ion transmembrane transport; regulation of cytosolic calcium ion concentration. Lineage: Eukaryota; Metazoa; Chordata; Actinopteri; Scatophagidae. Gene Ontology annotation, cellular component: intracellular membrane-bounded organelle; membrane.